Rubroshorea leprosula is the source of this 1261-nucleotide messenger RNA. The record is from the annotation of a GenBank genome assembly. Lineage: Eukaryota; Viridiplantae; Streptophyta; Magnoliopsida; Malvales; Dipterocarpaceae.
GGUAGUUGGUGGGCGAAGGAAAACUGUCUGCUUUCUUGCUACCCUUCUAUCUCUGUUUAUAAUGUCAUUGCUUCUGGCAGAUGUUGAAGCUUUUGGUUAUCCAUCAACUGUGAUGCCACCCGUCUCGUGGAUUAACAGCGUCCCAACUGACUUCAAUUUUUGGGAAUCAGCGGGAGAGAGACCUAUCUUGGUUAAUGGAGUUUUGUUUGUGGCUUCCACUGCAAAUUUGAAGGAACCGCCUGCCUCUUUGCUAAACAAUGAGACGGUUUGGCAAUCUUUUGAUCAUCCGACAGACUCUUUGGUUAUUGGGCAGAGGCUAGUUUCUGGACAGAAAUUAGUGGCACGUAUUUCAGCCACAAAUUGGAGUGAGGGUUUAUAUUCGUUUUCAAUUGAUGAUGACGGUUUUGUAGCUUCUGCGGGGUCAGAUGCUACCAUAGCAUAUUACCGAUUCUUUAUGUAUCCAACAAGAAGCCAAACGGGGCAGUUUUAUGCUGAGCUCACGAAAAUAAGUUUUGGUCUCUUUUUUCCAGGAUCCGGAGUAAGUUUCAUACAGUUAGGUUGUGAUGGGCACUUGAGGUCCUUCGGGUGGGUAGAAUCAAACUGGAAGGAAGUCAAGGAUUUCAUUGGGGAUCAACUCAAUCGAUGUGAUUACCCACUGGCCUGCGGAAGAUAUGGAAUUUGUCUAGAAGAAGGAUGUAGUUGCCCAGAACCGGUUGAAAAAAAUGGACCUAUGUAUUUCAGGCGGAUAAAUCCUUCACAGUCAAGUCUUGGGUGUUAUCCAGAUAAUCCAAUAUCUUGUGAGUCUCCUCAAUGGCAGAGUCUUCUUGAGCUGAAGGAUAUAGAUAACCCUGGCCUGUCAGUUUUGAACUCUCUUGCUUAUAUCCCAACAGACAUAGAGGGCUGCAAGAGAGCCUGUUUAAAGAACUGUUCUUGCAUGUGCAGAAUUUUCCAAUUCCACAAACAAAUCAUUCGUCACCAACACAGAUUCCACAAAGAGAGAAAAGACAGAAUGUAGGAGUUGUAGUUGGAUUUGCUCUUGGAGUCACUUUUAGUGUGCUUCUUAUCUGCACCUUUUUUUCACUUCAAAUUAAUAACGAUGCAGAGGAUGUUGAGGAGGAUUAUUUGGGCCACAUAUCAGGAGUGCCCAUGAGAUUCUCUUACGAAGAGUUACGAGUUGCAACCAACAACUUUAGCAACAAGCUCGGAGAGGGAGGGUUCGGUUGUGUUUUCCAAGGAACAUUACCUUCUGGUGUUCAAAUUG